Suillus fuscotomentosus is the source of this 465-nucleotide messenger RNA. RefSeq lists its product as uncharacterized. NCBI's taxonomy places the organism in Eukaryota, Fungi, Basidiomycota, Agaricomycetes, Boletales, Suillaceae. The record is from RefSeq and is a predicted model, not a curated record. The transcript is spliced from 2 exons. The coding region runs from base 1 to 465 and encodes 154 amino acids.
AUGCGCCCUACUAGCCCAACCAGCUCUGCAACUUUCGUCGAACAUUCCUCUCCUGUUUAUAGAGCAAGUCCCAAGGCUAAGUGUAGGUCUCGGUCUCUACACAGGUCUCGGUCUCCCCUGGGGAACUACUCCUUACACUCUCCCUGGGGGAGCUACACCUUACGAUCUCCCAAGGGGAGCUGCUCCUCAUUUAACUCUGCUUUGUUUGACUCUGAGUCAGAGGGACAUGAUAUCCCUAUUGCAAGUUUUGUGUCCCUUGCCCCAGAGAUUCUGGGUGACACAAACAUACCGCCUGAGGAUCUCAAAGUGGCUGUUGCCGCUCAGUAUGCCACUUGCAAGAAGCUUUGCCACCUUAUCAUGACCAGGAUCUGGCAGGUAGAAGAGGCGAGCAGGUGGACCAGUUUCUUGAACCAAUCCAUCAACAAGUUGAAGAAAGAACAUGAAGCCGCAGAAGAUGGGCUUUGA